AGUGCGGGCCCUCGAACCGGCUGCAGGCAGUGGGAGUUAAGAUUCUCCUCUUCCUUUUGGAAAGAUUGCUCUCCUCCCGGAGCCCCAAAGCUGGAGUCAGCAACCGGGGUCUGCGAGCCCAGAUAGCUGGCUCAGGCCUGGCCCGCCAUUACCACGCUGCUCUUGCAGAAUGGGUUCAGAGUAGUUCGCGGAGCUGGUAAGAGCUCUAGGGACGCGCGGGCGGGGAGCAGGAUUGGGAGGCCGGAAAGUGGAAAUAACGGUAGGGAAGGCAGACCCUUCCCCACGCAGUCUGUUUUUUUUCGGCUUUUCUUUCCCACUCUUCCCCUGCUUCAGUCAUUAUCUGGUGUCUGAUAACCCCCUGCCCCCAGGUUCUCUUCUAGCUUGUGUCCAGUUCCCUGGAGUCUUGGGUGUGACAUUGGAAGCUCCAGGGUCGUGGACAUGGACCUCUCUCACUUCCUGGUCUUCCUGUUUGUCCUGCUACUAUCUGGGACAGGAGCCACAGGCUCCCUGAAGACCUCCCUGGACCCGGGCCUGGAGAUCUACAAGAAGCUGUUUGAGGUGAAGCGGCGGGAGCAGCUGUCGGCACUGAAAAACCUGGUCCAGCUGGACGACGUCCACCAGCAGUACAAGAUCCUUGACGUCAUGCUCAAGGGGCUCUUCAAGGUGCUGGAGGACUCCCGGACAGUGCUCAUCGCCGCGGACGUGCUGCCGGAUGGGCCCUUCCCCCAGGACGAGAAGCUGAAGGAUGCCUUCUCCCAGGUGAUGGAGAACACGGCCUUCUUCGGGGAUGUGGUGCUGCGCUUCCCGAGGAUCGUGCACCACUACUUCGACCACAACUCCAACUGGAACCUCCUCAUCCGCUGGGGCAUCAGCUUCUGCAACCAGUCGGGCGUCUUUGACCAGGGGCCCCACUCGCCCAUCCUCGGCCUGAUGGCCCAGGAACUCGGCAUCAGCGAGAAAGGCUCUGACUUCCAGAACCCGUUUAAAGUAGAUCGCACAGAGUUCGUUUCCAGCUCGGACCCUCUCCAGAAGGCCCUGAGAGAAGAGGAGAAACGCCGGAGGAAGGAGGAGAAGCGGAAAGAGAUCCGCAAAGGCCCGCGGAUCUCCAGGUCCCAGUCCGAGUUAUAGGCCCGUCGCAGCCCAGGGUUCGAGAGGCCAGGAGGAAGAGGAGGAGGCAGCACGGCCCAGGGCAGGCAGCGCUGACCGCUUGGUGGUGAGAGCCGGCCCCUGUGAAGGGAGGUUCUGUUCGCUUGGCCCCUUGAAGCCAGCUUUGAGGCGCAGCUGAAGAGACUGGGCCGCGGAGGGCUGGACUUCCUCCCGGGGGGCCUCCCUGGGGGGAGGGAGCGUGGAGGGGCCCGUCAGAGCACUCUGUGCUGCAGAUCUAACCCUGCGGAGAGGCUGGGGGAGGGAGGAGGGGGCCGGGGCUGUCCCCUCCCAGGGGGUGAGGACUGGUGACCGGCUGGCUGCUGCCCUUCAUGGGGAGGUGGCAGAACCAGGAUCCGAGCCACGUGUGGGGGUACCACACCUGCUGCUGGCUCUACUGUGUCACUGAGCCACGUGGCGUGAGUUCCAGCCCCCUGCAGACAUAAUAAAAGCCAGCCGACCCUCUGGGCAAGCCACAGCUGGUUUGGGCCCCAGGUAGCUAUGAAGCCCUUUACCAGACAGGUAGCAAGGGGCCUGGUUUGGGUAACCAGAGGCCCUCAGAGACUAGUGAGCACCUGCGAGGAUGUUCCCACCUCAUCAGGAUAGCCCCAGGCCCUGGGGGGGGGGGGGAGGAGGAAGGGCAGUGAAGCAGGGCCUUGGCUUGGCCUCCUAAUCCCUUCUGAGCACUGUCCUUGAGGGAUCAGUGUUGGAAAGGGACAGGAAGUGUCCUAAGAACGUGUUUAUGCAAGGUGACCUUGGGGCAACAGGAUCUCUGUCAUCCACUGUCUGGGGACAGUCAUAGAACAGGCACAGGGAAGUGUUAGUUAGCCUGUCCUCUCUGGCGGUGCUGGGAGGCCCUCAGCCUCUGGGCAGGGGGCGGGGGGGCAGGCUGCAGCUCUGCAGAAGGCCAUGCUUUGUGAUGGCAGAGCUGCCCCAAGCUGGACUGGUCAGUGAGCUCUCCGGUUCAGGACGGAUGCAAGCAGAGACCUGUGCCACAGGGCAGGGAAGCCGCAGGCUCUGAGUGAGCAGCUGCCUUCAUUGUGCUCUCCCCAGGGAGAGGAGGGAGGGGCUCUGGGGGGCGGAAUUCUAGCUCUGUCCCUUUGACCUUGGCAAGCCAGGGCCUGCCUCUUAACAGGGGAGAGAUGUACCUUUCCUGAACCCACCACCACCACUACCACCACUGUCAAAGCCCAGGGGAGACCCAAGUCUUGUCUCAGCCCAUCGGACCUGCUGAGUGAGCCUGGCCCACCUCUUGUCUGUGCUGUGGCUUCAUGGACAGAAUGAAUUUGAUAAUGUCUGAUUGCUUGCCCAGCCCUUUUCCAAGGCCGGGCUCUGGCUUUUCAGUGACAGGUGUCCUUCUUGGAUGGCUCUUCAUUGUCCCAUAGAUUUUUGCUAAGCACCCACUGUAAGCACAGCCAGGGAGAGGGGCCCAGUCUUCACCUCGACCCCACCUGGUACCUUUAUCCUCCUGGGCUCCUCCUCUUACACCUUCCACUUCUCCCCGUCUUGGUCGAUAUCUUCCUUUCCAUCUUCAAAUGGUUCCACGUUUUCCCAUGUGACACUGUCAGAGAGACAGACAGAACCACCCACUUCCCCUUUCUCCUUCCCGUUGCCGCACUGCUGAUUGUUGUGGUCACUGGUUCCUGGAACUCCACCUUGAGUCUUACUGUAGGCAGAGCCUGUCCACCUCCCGCGCUGGGAGCUGUAGAGGCCGGAGGGUACUGUUUGUCCGGCCUCCUCGCGGCUGGGAUUCAGUUCUGUGGCCGAAGUGCCACCACCAGCCUGUGUGAGUGGUGCUGGUGGAAGCAGUGGCCCCAGGGGGCAGGGGGGUUCCUAGUGGCCGCACCAGCUCCGGGGAUGCCCAGUGACGCCUUCGGUGUUGCUUUUAGCGUGGUCUUAGCCCUUGCUCCCGCUGAGCUUCCAGGCCCGAUCUGAGACACCCGUGGAAAGUCUUGGAGCUCCCAACAUCCCCUAGGGCAGGUCUCCUCAACAGUGGCGCCCGCCGUUUACACUCGGGGCCACAUAAUUCUUUGCUGUGACUGUGCGGAGGGCUGUGUGUAUUACAGGAUAUUUAGCAGCAUUCUUGGCCUCUGCUCACUAAAGCUGUAGCAAUCUCCCAGUGUGACGACCGACCAUGUCUCAGACACUGCCAGACAUACCCUGGGGGCAAAGCCCCCCUGGCCCACCCGCCACCCCUCUUCCCCCCACUGCAGCCCCCGUGCCCCUCUGCGGAGCCCUGUCGCCGCCCGCACGCAGAGUGGUGCUGUUGGCGGGUCUCGGGAAUCCGCCCAGGCUUCUGGGCCACCGUGUCGUCCCGGUUCUCUGCCCGUGGUCUGAGCCUGCCCCGUCUCUUCCUGAUCCUUCUUUCCUCACCUGUGCCUUAAAUAAAGAGGUUUUUGUUUUGGUUUGGUUUGUUUU
Phyllostomus discolor (pale spear-nosed bat) is the source of this 3561-nucleotide messenger RNA. RefSeq names its product coiled-coil domain containing 134 (gene CCDC134). Bases 439 to 1128 code for a protein of 229 amino acids. Lineage: Eukaryota; Metazoa; Chordata; Mammalia; Chiroptera; Phyllostomidae. The transcript is spliced from 7 exons. The record is from RefSeq and is a predicted model, not a curated record.